AUGCUUCUCUCACAGACCCGCGGGCGUAUGCCCGCCGCUCUCCGGAGCCUCAGCCAGCGCUCUUUGAACAGACACCAGAACGCCGACGACAAGGAUGCCGGCCUCAACAAGGUCUCCCGCCAUAUCACCCAGCCCAUCUCGCAGGGUGCCUCCCAGGCGAUGUUGUACGCCACUGGUCUCAGCGAGGCGGACAUGAACAAGGCUCAGGUUGGAAUUUCGUCUGUGUGGUACAACGGUAACCCCUGCAACAUGCACCUGAUGGACCUGAACAACCGUGUCCGUGAGGGUGUUCAGAAGGCCGGACUGGUUGGUUUCCAAUUCAACACCGUCGGUGUCAGUGACGGUAUCAGUAUGGGUACCAAGGGUAUGCGCUUCUCCCUGCAGAGUCGUGACCUGAUUGCGGAUUCCAUCGAGACGGUCAUGGGCGGUCAGUGGUAUGACGCCAACAUCAGCAUUCCCGGCUGUGACAAGAACAUGCCCGGUGUGUUGAUGGCGAUGGGCAGAGUCAACCGGCCCAGUUUGAUGGUCUACGGAGGCACCAUCAAGCCCGGUUGCGCCUCCAUGCAGAACAACGCGGAUAUCGACAUUGUUUCCGCCUUCCAGGCCUACGGACAGUUCUUGAGCAAGGAGAUCACCGAGCCCGAGCGCUUUGACAUCAUCCGCAACGCCUGCCCUGGUGGCGGUGCUUGCGGUGGUAUGUACACUGCCAACACCAUGGCCACCGCCAUCGAGGUUAUGGGUAUGACCCUCACCGGUUCCUCAUCCAACCCUGCCGAGUCCCAGGCCAAGUACCUUGAGUGUCUCGCAGCCGGUGAGGCCAUCAAAACCCUUCUCAAGGAGGACAUCCGCCCCCGCGAUAUCCUGACCCGUCAGGCUUUCGAGAACGCCAUGAUUGUCGUCAACAUCACCGGUGGCUCCACCAACGCUGUUCUCCACUUGAUCGCCAUCGCGGACUCCGUUGGCAUCAAGCUCGACAUCGAAGAUUUCCAGGCUGUUUCCGACCGCACACCCUUCCUGGCCGACUUGAAGCCUUCUGGCAAGUACGUCAUGGCCGAUCUGCACAACAUCGGUGGUACUCCUUCCCUGCUCAAGUUCCUGCUCAAGGAGGGUAUCAUUGAUGGAUCCGGUAUGACUGUUACCGGUCAGACCCUGGCCAAGAACUUGGAGAAGGUUCCCGAUUUCCCCGAGGAUCAGAAGAUCAUCCGUCCCUUGUCCAACCCCAUCAAGCCCACCGGUCACAUCCAGAUCUUGAAGGGUACUCUGGCCCCUGGUGGCAGUGUUGGUAAGAUCACUGGUAAGGAGGGUCUCGUCUUCACCGGUAAGGCCCGCGUCUUCGAUGAUGAGGACGACUUCAUUGCCGCCCUCGAGCGCAAUGAGAUCAAGAAGGAGGAUAAGACUGUUGUUGUCAUCCGCUACUGCGGUCCCAAGGGAGGCCCUGGCAUGCCUGAAAUGCUGAAGCCCUCUUCCGCCCUGAUGGGAGCCGGUCUCGGUAACUCCUGCGCCCUGAUCACCGAUGGACGCUUCUCCGGCGGUUCUCACGGAUUCCUCAUCGGCCACAUUGUCCCCGAGGCCGCCGUCGGCGGUCCCAUCGGUCUGGUCAAGGACGGCGAUGUGAUCACCAUCGACGCUGAGAAGCGUGUCCUCGAUCUGGAUGUCGACGACACAGAGCUGGCCUCGAGAAGACAGCAGUGGGAGGCCGAUAAGACUGCCGGCAAGCUGCCUCCUACUGGUCUGACCCUCCGCGGAACUCUUGGCAAGUACGCUAGACUUGUCAAGGACGCCAGCCACGGCUGUAUUACCGAUGCCCUCGACUAAACGUCAUGCCGUGGGUUGUAACUUCUAUUCCAACUAACCCCCCAUCUUCUACGAUUAUGUCUUAUUAGCUCCUCCAUCCUACAGGAUUGUAAUCUGGUCUUUCUUGUCAGGGUGAGCCUGGGGACUCGUUCGGUUCUUAUAUCUUCCUGGUUUUGGGUUCGGCGAAUUUCUCUUUUGCAAGACCAAAAGCAAGAUUUUCUUCCUGUGUUAUAUACAAUUUCCUACUAUCUAUCGCCUCCUGCAUGUUUUAUCUACUGAAGAACAACCAAUGAUGAUGAUACCAUUCUAUUGAAACAUGUUGAAGAAAGAAAU
This is a messenger RNA of Aspergillus fijiensis CBS 313.89, 2127 nucleotides long. It is a transcript of the gene ilv3, whose product is annotated as dihydroxy-acid dehydratase ILV3. Gene Ontology annotation, molecular function: dihydroxy-acid dehydratase activity. The transcript is spliced from 4 exons. Lineage: Eukaryota; Fungi; Ascomycota; Eurotiomycetes; Eurotiales; Aspergillaceae. The coding region runs from base 1 to 1815 and encodes 604 amino acids. Gene Ontology annotation, biological process: branched-chain amino acid biosynthetic process. The record is from RefSeq and is a predicted model, not a curated record. Gene Ontology annotation, cellular component: mitochondrion.